Molecule: messenger RNA, 868 nt
Organism: Oppia nitens
Lineage: Eukaryota; Metazoa; Arthropoda; Arachnida; Sarcoptiformes; Oppiidae
Gene: Vps36
Product: vacuolar protein-sorting-associated protein 36-like
Exons: 4
Coding region: 149-868 (239 amino acids)
Biological process (GO): protein transport to vacuole involved in ubiquitin-dependent protein catabolic process via the multivesicular body sorting pathway
Cellular component (GO): late endosome membrane; ESCRT II complex
Molecular function (GO): ubiquitin binding
Source: RefSeq, a predicted model, not a curated record
AAAUAUUUUCAAUUGUUUUGAUUGACAUAACAUUGUAUGCAAUGCUGUGUUGUGUUUGUCUAUAAAUAAAACCAUUGAAUGAAAACUUUAGUUAACAUUUGGUACAGAUAUUUGUUAUCUUAAAAGUUGAUCCAAUUGGUGAUCAAACAUGUCUCGUGGUUUGGGAGGUAUCGGAAAAAUUGAGCAAAAGAUAAAAGACAGACAAGAGAUCACCGAUAAGCAGAUUUCAAGUGCAUUUCAAGACUUAAACAAACUUAUGGAUAUGGCUCAACAAAUGGUCGAACUAUCGAAAGGUAUCACAAAGAAGUUAAAAGAUAAAGGAAAUGACAUUUCCAAAGAUGAGACCGUUGUAUUUAAAUCUCAUUUACUAAGUCUUGGUAUUAGUGAUCAAUCAGAUGAUCCAGUUGUUAGAUCACAGUUUUCCAGUGAUAAUAAAUACUACUUAGAGUUAGGCAAACAAAUUGAGAAAAUAGUGAAACCAAUUAUUGAAGAAAGUGGUGGACAAAUGUCUUUGACAGAUGUCUUCUGUACAGUCAAUAGAGCCCGAGGUUUUGAUUUAAUAUCAGUCGAGGAUCUGUUGAAUGCCUGUUCAACGUUUGAAUUACAAAACUAUGGCCUAAAAUGUGUUAAAUACAAGAGUGGACUCAUUGUACUCCAGAGUAAUAAUUACAAUCAAAACUCUAUGAAUAAUAAGAUAUUAGAUUUACUCGAAACCAAUGACUCAGUUUCGGGUCAGGAACUGGCGCUCAGCGCCAGUAUAUCACUUGCAUUGGCCCGACAGAGACUUUUUGACUGCGAAAACAUCGGUAUUGUCUGUAGAGAUGAAAGCAUUUAUGGCUUACGAUUUUUUCCCAAUAAAUUUGUUUAA